AUGCUUCGUCGAAUCAUAACAACCCAUGAUCCUAAAAGCGGCCGAGCUACCUUUAGCGACGCCAUUAGUGAACAGGUAUCAUUCACUGGAUUCCCUGUUCCACCGGGCAAGCCACCGGCGACAGACUAUGCUCUGGCCUACAAUACAAAUGCAUUCCCUGUGCAAGGGCUCUCCCCUCCAAGUUCUACAACCCCGGAGUCCAAAGCCAAUCUCGAUAUUAAGCACUAUCAGUCCCAGCUCUCACAGCCAAUGCCUCUGAAUCCGCCCAACGGCACAUCCUGCAUCAUUAUCGAGGUGCCACCGGGUUCAGCGGUUCCGAUGCACCGAACCACAACUCUCGACUAUACUGUUAUAAUAGACGGCACUACAGAACUAGUCCUUGAUUCCGGAGAGAAAAAAAUAUUGAAAAGGGGUGAUGUAAUUGUUCAGCGAGGCACAGCUCACUCUUGGCGAAAUUUGACUGAAAAGAAUGACAAUUCUGGUGUUUUGCGUAUCUUCUUUGUGUUUCUGCCUAUCGAAAAGGUGCAAAUGGAAGGUGGAAAGGUCAUUGAUCAGGACUUGACGCUGUCUCUGCAUGACGCUUAA
This is a messenger RNA of Aspergillus udagawae, 585 nucleotides long. RefSeq names its product cupin domain-containing protein. The coding region runs from base 1 to 585 and encodes 194 amino acids. The transcript has a single exon. NCBI's taxonomy places the organism in Eukaryota, Fungi, Ascomycota, Eurotiomycetes, Eurotiales, Aspergillaceae. The record is from RefSeq and is a predicted model, not a curated record.